Messenger RNA from Mesorhabditis belari, 804 nucleotides. The record is from the annotation of a GenBank genome assembly. Lineage: Eukaryota; Metazoa; Nematoda; Chromadorea; Rhabditida; Rhabditidae.
AUGGCAACGAAACACGAAGAGGAAAAGAAAUCGGCUUGCUGGAUGGAGUCGGAUGGAGUGGGGAAGCAUUGUAUCUGCCAUGAGGAUUUCUGCAAUCGACUCGACGCUAAACAACCCAUUGCUGCAGCUGACGAUCCACUCACACAAAAUGUUGGCGGUGCCGAGAUGCUGAAGAAGAAUCCGUUGGUGGAUUAUGAAGAUGAAAAUGAGGGUGCAGCACCGGCUCCAGCCAACGUACUUUUCCCCGGCGCUGAGGCAGCCGACCCGCAAACGACAGGAGACGAUGAUGAUGAUUUGGUGCCGAUCAGCUUCGAGGACUACGAGAACAAGGAGAAGUUGACAGAAAGGGACUCGAAUGAGCAACGACGAUUGGAAACGAAUCAGAUUGGCUGUGCGCUUUUUGCUCAAUCACUUGCCAAUGAUCCUCCUCCAAAUCAACCGGUUCAAGUGGAAUCCGUCGAUCAAAUACACCACAAAUUCGGGGAUGAACACGAGAUGAAGGAUGAGGCUCACAUCAAGCAACACUUCGAGGACAAGAUCAAUGUGGAGACGAUGACGGAAGAGCAGAGAAGAUUUCACUAUUUCUCGAUGCACGAUUUGAACAAAGAUGGGAUGAUCGACGGAACUGAAAUCAUGAAAUCUCUCACUCACUCACAUGAUGCUGUAGAGGAGGAAAAACGGGGACCUGGAAACCCGGUGGCUGACGAGGAUUCGAUGGUGAAAAUGAUCGACGGUGUGCUCGAGCAAAUGGAUAUUAAUGGAGAUGGCUACAUCGACUUUGCCGAGUACAUGAAAGUUGGGAAU